Messenger RNA from Ornithodoros turicata, 728 nucleotides. Its product is annotated as PITH domain-containing protein CG6153-like. Lineage: Eukaryota; Metazoa; Arthropoda; Arachnida; Ixodida; Argasidae. The record is from RefSeq and is a predicted model, not a curated record. The coding region runs from base 37 to 678 and encodes 213 amino acids. The transcript has 6 exons. Gene Ontology annotation, cellular component: nucleus.
UUCAGGCCACCAUGGGACGCCACCUACCCGAACAAAAUGGCGCACCACCAUGGUCACGGUGGUGGAUGCAGCGGUGGAGAUGAUCAUGAUUUGCACGAUCACGAUAAGCCCGAUUUAGGAAUAGAAUACAGCCUUUAUUCUAAAAUAGACCUGGAGAACCUUCAGUGCCUCAACGAAGAAACUGAAGGAUCGGGAAAACUUGUGUUCAAACCAUGGAACGAAAGGUUUGACGCUGACAAGUACGUAGAGAGUGACGCAGACGAAGAGCUCCUAUUUAACAUCCCGUUUAGCGGUAAUGUCAAAUUAAAAGGCAUAAUCGUCAUGGGUGGUGAAGGUGGUUCCCAUCCGUCCAAGAUUAGGAUAUUUAAGAAUAGACCUCAGAUGACAUUUGACGACAGCCAGGCUGCUGCGGAUCAAGAAUUUGACCUGCACCCUGACAGCCAGGGUACACUGGAGUACCCCGUCAAAGUGGUCAAGUUCUCGAGUGUCUACCAUCUCUCCCUCCACUUCCCAAGUAACUUUGGAUCUGAGACUACAAAGAUCCUGUACAUAGGCCUCAGAGGGGAAUAUACUCAAGCCAGACGGCAAGAAAUUAUGCUGUGCAGCUACGAGCUGGCACCUAAUCCAGCAGACCACAAGACGGAGGCCUUCCAACCAUUGUCCAGGAGUGUUCAAUAGCGGGCCUUUCUUUUCUAUUUCUAAUAAAUAUGUUUAUUUCCAUAAUAUAA